Molecule: messenger RNA, 682 nt
Organism: Schistosoma bovis
Lineage: Eukaryota; Metazoa; Platyhelminthes; Trematoda; Strigeidida; Schistosomatidae
Source: the annotation of a GenBank genome assembly
AAAGAAACAAGUAUAACAUUUUAUGACUUUACAAAGCAAAUUCACAGUAAAAGUUAGUAUUAAUUCAUAAAAGGAAGACUUAGUUAUCAUCCUUAAAAUUUCUUGUUUUAAUUUGUCGAGUCCAGGUCUCAUUGUUGGGGUCAGUUGUCUUGUUGCCGAGUUUCACGUUAGCGUUUGGGGAUGAUGCCAGUUACCUUAUUCAAUGCGGUCCUCAGACCCACACUUAUCAAUGUCAUGAAGACUUCAACUGUCAAAUUCUCUCCGACAGCUGUUUCAUGCAUUAUCCCCAAAAGCCACUUCCAUAUAUCUUCUGUCCGAAAAGAUAUUGAUCAAGCAGCCAAAUACAUUGGUGCUGGCGCGGCUACUGUUGGAUGUGCUGGAUCAGGCGCUGGUAUUGGAUCUGUAUUUGGAAGUUUGACUUUGGCAUACGCCAGAAAUCCUGGUCUAAAACAGCAACUAUUUACCUACGCUAUCCUUGGUUUCGCUCUGAGUGAAGCAAUGGGUCUGUUUUGCCUGGUAAUGGCUUUCCUCAUUUUGUAUGCUUUCUGAGGAUGCAUAUACCCUCAUGUACCUAGGCCUAUUUUCCAUCUCAACCAGACUUCUGGUCCAAAUAUGGAUGUAAGUCCAUUGUGCAGAUAAUAGACACUUAAUACUAGCAAAAUAAAUUGUUAUAGACUUGUUC